Molecule: messenger RNA, 1664 nt
Organism: Clarias gariepinus (North African catfish)
Lineage: Eukaryota; Metazoa; Chordata; Actinopteri; Siluriformes; Clariidae
Gene: apoob
Product: apolipoprotein O, b
Exons: 9
Coding region: 256-915 (219 amino acids)
Biological process (GO): cristae formation
Cellular component (GO): MICOS complex
Source: RefSeq, a predicted model, not a curated record
CGAUUCAUUUUAAAAACGCGUUUGCAAAAAGUCCUCAGAGGAAAUUUGCCUCCUUCGGGUUGCCGUAGAAACUGUAGGAUCUGUUUGAGUGGGAAUGUUGAAAAGCUCCAGAAAAUUAGUGAAGGUAAAAUAAACGUCAUUAAAUGUUUAAUGUCAUAUUUAAAAUAAUCUGUUUUUUGGACCGGAUAAUUAUUGUGUAGUCACGACAGUCAGGAUUAGACGCUGAGUGUUGUGGUGGAAGAGAAAGCUUGCUAAAUGCUAACGCGGUGCUCAGGCGGGAGGGAGAGUUUACACAGACCUGAAUCUGCAGAAACACACACUGUGGCGCUGCCGCUGAUGUUACCUGGCUCUCUGUCCCUCAUGUCAGGACAGGUUUUUGCCGCCAGUGAGAAUGAAGAAAGCGAUUUCUCUCUGAUUACAGAUGAGCUCUCCCUGUAUACCACUCCACACCCCCGAGGGUGCUCCGUCAAGCGGGAAGUUGGCCAUGUGGAGCAAAGUGUAGCAUCUCUAAGGAAAUCAGCAGAGCCGUAUGCAGCAUGGUGUCAGGAAAAGACAUCAUACAUCCUGGAUAAAAUGGAGGAAUAUUACAAGACCAUGGAGCCUGGUAUUAAUACAUCUGUACAGACUGGGAGAGACACUUAUGAGUUUCUGAUGAAUCCCCCGGCCAAGUUUUAUCCUAGUGUCGGGGCUGUGGGGUUUUCUGCAAUCCUUGGACUUUACCUUGCCAAAGGUGGCAGAGUAAAACGACUUCUUUUCCCCACUGCACUGAUGAGUGUGAGCGCCUCCGUGUUCUACCCGCAGCAUGCUGCCUCUCUGGUCAAGGAGGCCAAAGAGCAGAUAUCUAGUUUGGCUUCACAGACACGUGUACUUUUAGAUGAUGUGUGGAAAGGAAAAUCACCUGGCAAAGAGAAAUGAAGAGUCAGAGAGCAAAGACAUAUGUAUGAAGGAGUUUCAUCUGCAGCUUAAAGAGACGUGAAGCUGUUUAAUUUAUUCCAUUUAAUUUAUUUUACCCUGUUUACACCUGAUCCAUGUGAUCAACCAGGACGUGUUUCUUAUACUGUGACGUUUGAUGAAACUCAUUUCAAUUGAAAUGUCUGCAAGGUGAAUAAUUCUCAUUAAUCACUACAGAUCUCGGGGCACUUAACUACAAAAAGUUUCAUGAAUUCAGUUAAAAGUGUUUCAGUUUUUAUUGUUAAAAUUGAGUUUUUGUACACUAUAUUAAUAGAUUGCUAUUUAUUUAAUAUGUAUGAUGUGUUCAUCAAAACCUUUUAAAACGCGAUUGUACUUCAUUGACUGUAUAUCCUUAUAAGUUAAGCCUUUAUUUAUUUAUCUUUUAUAAUUUCCUGCGAUUGUUGCUUCAUUGGCUUUUCUGUGGGAUUAAAAGGGUCUGUCUGUCUUUUGGCCCGCGUGAGCCUGGAUGAGCCUUGGAUUCCCCUGAUCCGGUCACCUGUCGUGCAUAUAGUUUGAUCAAUGUUGUUUAAUUCACUAGUCAGUGGUUAUAAUGUUAUGGCUGAUCUGUGUACACUCAUGUUCAAAAGAUUUCGUGUAAAAACUUAAUAAAAAUCAUCUCAUCACAGCGGUCUCAGUAUUAACAAAUACAACCUCAGACAAAUAGCAACAUAUAACUUUUUACCAUUGUUAAUUUAAUUAAAAUGAAGCUAAAA